CCCAUAAGAGUCAAUAAACAUUCCCUAUCGAGUCUCCCCACCUUCCCGAGCACUUUGACAGCUCCAAUGCAUCAUAACAUAACCUAAACAAUCAGCUGAUGACUGUGGAUUGGUCAGUGAUGAGGCACUCACUCCAGAGACCAAUUUUUGAAGCAAAAAAUCCCCUCUAGCUAUUUUAUUCGCCCUCAACACGCACUCUCCCAUUGUUACCCACUGGAGCCAUGUAAUACAGACAAAAACCUCUUCUAAAAUGGAUAAGAAGGCUGUGGUAGUGGCAGGGGAAGCUCCGGAGUCUGACGAGGAUACCCUAGACAUAAAAACGGGUCUGGCCUUCAAGUACCUGUCUAAUGCGUCUGGAAUAAUAAUAUCUGGGGAAGCUACAGAGUCUGACGACGAUGGUGGUAGUUUGAGCAGUGCAAGUGUGGCAAUAGAUGCAACAGCCUGCCCUCCCUACGUGAACGUGAAAUCAGCGAAUGACAGAAAGUUCAUAAAAUACAACAGUUUACUCCACAAAAAAUUACACGAGUGCAACGAGUCACUCAGGGAAAAUAUAGUCUGUCUGACUGAUAACACUAUUACUACUGGCAUUCAAGAGCUCACUGGAAUCAAUAAGCAGUUGGUGAAGAGUGAAUUGACAGUUCAGGAAGCUGCAUGCCAACUGAGGAAUGCAUCUGCCAGGUGGAAUGAAGCGUCCAGUGUGCUUUUUCAGAUAAUCGAUGGAAACUUCUUGAAUACCAUUAAAACAUAGACCACUGCUGGACCAAAUUCAUUAAUUUUAACUCUAAACUAAUUUAAUUGUGAAUGUUUAGAAGUUCAAUUGCGUUAUCCAAUUAUUGUUCCGUGUUUUCAACACAAAAAGAAAUAAAUAAAGAAGGUCUGAAUGAGGAACACAUGAAAUUUGAAUUUCCUGAGCAUAAAAAAACUGAAGACUUGCUCGAUGAGGACUUUCGCAAACAUUUAAUUUAACAUUCAAUAAUUUUCAGUUUACUUAGUUAUUUAUUAAAAUUGUACGAUUUUAAGACGGCUGUUAGCCAGUAGAUGUUGGACUCACAGUCAAAAUGACCUUGAAUAAGAAAAAAAACAUUGUCGAUUAUCUCAGGAGUUGUUGAGCAUUUUUUGUUCGUCUCUGUUAAAUUUUUUUCUUGUUUCAAGUUUGAUGGCAGUAGGCUAUUCGAUAGUUAUUGACUAACAGCGCGUAUCGUAAAUACCGACUUAGCUGCCGUUCUCUCGUGUUCAUGGAUUAUUCAAAACCUUUUAGAAGCUUCCUUUACCAUUAUUUGUUAAACUAUGGGCGAAAUAAAUUUCUGUUGUUUUGUUUACUGAA
Messenger RNA from Diachasma alloeum, 1324 nucleotides. RefSeq lists its product as uncharacterized. The transcript has 4 exons. Gene Ontology annotation, cellular component: BLOC-1 complex. NCBI's taxonomy places the organism in Eukaryota, Metazoa, Arthropoda, Insecta, Hymenoptera, Braconidae. Bases 251 to 748 code for a protein of 165 amino acids. The record is from RefSeq and is a predicted model, not a curated record.